Molecule: messenger RNA, 444 nt
Organism: Carcharodon carcharias (great white shark)
Lineage: Eukaryota; Metazoa; Chordata; Chondrichthyes; Lamniformes; Lamnidae
Product: late histone H2B.L4-like
Exons: 2
Coding region: 1-444 (147 amino acids)
Cellular component (GO): nucleosome
Molecular function (GO): DNA binding; structural constituent of chromatin; protein heterodimerization activity
Source: RefSeq, a predicted model, not a curated record
AUGAGUCCAUCACUUAAAUGCUGGCGAAAGCUCAGCCGGGGAUUGGGGGCGGCCAGGGGUCUGGGUCCAAUUCCCACUGAAGUGGAAUAUUUGGGUUCAGUUCCACAAGAAAGUGCCAAGAAAGUGCAGAGAAAGUUGCCAGCAAAGGGCAGCAAGAAGAGAAGAUCCAGGAAGGAAAGUUACUCCAUCUACACCUACAAAGUGAUGAAGCAGAUUCACCCUGACACCAGCAUCUCCUCCGAGGCCGUGAGCAUCAGGGACUCAUUUGUGAACGAUAUUUUCGAGCGCAUUGCGGGUGAGGCUUCCCGCCUGGCCCAUUACAACAAGCGCAGAACCAUCAGCUCCCGGGAGAUCCAGAUCGCUGUGCGCCUGCUGCUGCCUAGUGAACUGGCCAAGCACACCAUGUCGAAAGGGACAAAGGCAGUGACCAAGUACACCAGUUAA